This is a messenger RNA of Spodoptera littoralis (African cotton leafworm), 10125 nucleotides long. The record is from the annotation of a GenBank genome assembly. NCBI's taxonomy places the organism in Eukaryota, Metazoa, Arthropoda, Insecta, Lepidoptera, Noctuidae.
AUGACGGCUUAUAACUUCAGAUCGCUGCUACUAGCAGUAAUCGUAUUAAGUAAUUGUAUAACAUGGACCGCUUCGAGACACCAUUACGCACACAAUGUUCACCAACACCGCACCAGACACAGGCGGCAAGGCGCCGGCCUAUAUCUACCUGCAUCCUACGUCAUACCUGGAGGAGAGGGGUCGGGGCCCUGGGGGGACUGGGGUGAAAUCUCCCCUUGCUCUAGGACCUGCGGAGGAGGUGUAGCCAGCCAGAAGAGAAUAUGUCUAGAGCCAGGACCACAGAACUCGUGUACUGGCGGCGACACGAAGUACUUCUCGUGCCAGACUCAGGACUGUCCCGCCGGCUCGGGCGACUUCAGAGCCGAGCAGUGCGCAGAGUUCAACGACAAAGAGUUCAGGGGCUACAAGUACAAUUGGGUGCCGUACACAAAAGCCCCAAACCCUUGCGAGCUGAACUGCAUGCCACAUGCAGAGCGGUUUUACUUCCGACACAAGCAGCGCGUGGUAGACGGCACCAGGUGUAAUGAGGACUCCUUCGACGUGUGUGUCAACGGUGUCUGUCAGCACGUGGGCUGUGACAUGAUGCUGGGCUCCAGUGCCAGAGAGGACAAAUGUCGGGAGUGCAGAGGGAACGGCACCAACUGUCACACCAUGGAGGGAUUAUUCGACUCUCAAGAUCUCUUAAAAGGCUACAACGACAUCCUGCUGAUUCCUGAAGGCUCCACCACUAUCAUUAUUGAGGAAAUAGAACCUUCCAAUAACUACUUAGCAUUAAGAGCUAAAAAUGGCACGUACUACCUAAACGGUCACUACCACAUCGACUUCCCGAGGAGUAUCAUGAUCGCUGGUGCUCUCUGGACAUACGAGCGCAGCCAGCAAGGUUUCCCUGCGCCUGACAAACUCCGCUGCUUGGGACCUAUCACAGAACCUCUGUAUCUUUCCCUUCUUCUUCAAGAUGUGAAUGUAGGAAUCAAAUACGAGUACAGCAUUCCCAACAACUCUACGCCUCCGACCGACAAGCAGUACAAUUGGGUACACGAAGAAUUUACACCAUGCAGCGCCACCUGCGGCGGAGGUUUUCAAACCCGCAACGUGACAUGCAGAUCGAGGGAGGAGUUGGAGGUGGUUGAUAGCAACUUAUGUGAUGAGGGUCUGAAGCCCCCCACGAACCAGUCCUGUAAUCAAGACCCGUGCCCUGCGCAGUGGGUGGCGGGACCUUGGGGAGACUGCUCUAAGAGGUGUGGCAGCGGAGGCAUUAAGUCUCGGGAGGUCACCUGCCAGAAAGUCAUUGCUAAUGGCAUCGCAUCCAUAGUCCCUGAUAAGGAGUGCUUCGACUUAUUGGGUCCAAAACCUGAGCUGUUCCAAAAGUGUAACGAAGAUGCGCCCUGUCCAGACUGGUUCGUAGGACACUGGAAACCGUGUGACAAACUGUGUGACGAGGGCAAGCAGACAAGACAGGUGGUAUGUCGCCAGAAGAUCAAUGGCCGUGUGACAGUUCUAGGGGAUGGAAACUGCACAGACGAGAAACCAACAGCUGAGCAGAAGUGUAUGAUACAGCCCUGCGAUGGUGUGGACUGGGUGACUUCCGACUGGACUGGGUGCGACACCUGCUUUUCAAAAUUGAGGACGCGAUCUGUAACUUGCGCGACAAAGGGUCAGCAGGUCUUAAACGAUAGUUUCUGUACAUACCAUAACCGUCCAGUGGAGCAGGAAGAGUGUGAUGAAGCCAAGCUGCCACCGUGCGAGGUGCAGUGGUACGCCACACAAUGGAGCAAGUGUUCCGUUGAGUGCGGCGAUGGAGUUCAGACCAGGAAGGUGUUCUGUGGCUUGCUUAGUGACGAUAGCGUGGAAAAAGUAGAGGACUCCAAGUGUGCUCACCUCCCGAAGUACAAUGAGACCAAACCUUGUUCUGUACCCAAAGAGAAGUGUCCAGCGCAGUGGUUCACUGGACCCUGGACAGAGUGCACCAAAAAAUGCGGCGGAGGGGAGCAAUACAGACGCGUGAUGUGUCUGCGAGGGUCUGAACAGUCCUCCGACUGUCCUGGUGAUAUGGUGCUGGAUUCCACGCAAUUCUGCAACACUGGACCUUGCGACAAAGAUGAUCUGCUGCCAGUGGACAAGAAGUCUACCGUUGUUAUGGAUGAUGACGAUGAUUACUGUGAUGAAGAUGCGGAGAUGGAAGAAGUUGGUUUAGAUCUCGAUAUAACUGAUACUACGCCUGACUUACCUCUCAGCGACUCUCCAAUAACCAGUUACGCUGAACAUGAAGUUUCUUUGGAUACUGGAUCCGGAUUUACAUCGUUGUCGACGGAUGAUCUGACGACAGACGAGGGCUCCGGGUUCAGUAGCCUAUCGACAGACACGACGGACCUCACUGACUACGAUGAUGAUGGUUCUGGUGAAACCACAGUAAAAUCGUUAGUUUCCACAACUACAACUCGAAAACCACCUCUAGAGCCUGAUGUUGUUGCAAGCAGCGCUACCAAACUUGGUUCAUCGCCUACUGACUCAACGUCAAGCGAUAGCGAUUCAACCGACAGUGAAACAGGUUCUACACCGACUGGUCUCACUGACGACACCGAGGAGACAGCGUCUACUGAUGGAAGCUCAACUGAUUCCACUGGAUCUACUGCUGAACCCGCAUCCACAUCCUCCGACGAGACUGGUGCUACAAGUUCGACUGAAGCUGAUACCAAAGAUACUGAUGCCACAGAAUCAACGGUAGAAGCAAGCAGCAACGCUACUGAAAGCGACUCUACCUCCUCAGACGAGACUGGUGCUACAAUUUCGACUGAAGCUGAUGCCAAAGAUACUGAUGCCACAGGAUCAACGACAGAAGCAAGCAGCGUCUCUACUGAAAGCGACUCUACAUCCUCAGAUGAGACUGGUGGAACUGGUUCAACUGAAGCAGUUACGAAAGAUACUACAGGAUCAAAAGAAGAAGAAGAUACAUCAAGCACAGACAGCAGUCUCUCUACUGACGUUAAGGGAACAUUAUCUACAGAAGCAACCAGUUCAGCGGCAUCUGAAAGCAGUACUGAAAGUACCGAUUCUUCUAGCGACUCCGACAAGACCACACUGACUGCAGAAGAAAGCUCUACUGAAAAUGCUUCAACAGGAUCUGUUGGAACAGAUAAGACUACUUCUACUGGAGAAACUGAUUCAACUGUUACAAAAGAAACAAGUGGUACUGAGCUGACAAGCUCUAAAGACACUGAUUCCACUGAAUCUACAGUCACAAAGGAAACUAGUUCUACUGAAUCCACCGCAGCUACUGAAGAAUCUAGUUCGACUGAGUCUUCGCCUACAGACACAUCUAGCUCUACUGAAUCUGCACCUACUGAAGAAUCAAGCCCCUCAGAAUCCACUAUCACUGAAGAAACAGACACCACUGGCACAACAGACGCAAGUGAAACUGAUUCAACAGUCACUGAAAUUACCGAAACAGCUACAAACACAGACUCAACAGAUACUGAAGAAACAACAGAUGAUCUAUCCACUACAGAUUUGACAACGUCGGCUGCUUCAAAGGGUUCAACGAUCACAACGCGCAAGAUGCCAACCGAACCUGCCGAAACCACUACUCCUAAAGAAAUAAGUACUUCUGAUAGCUCUGAGUCGACAUCUGAAACAGAUUCUACAUCUAACGUCGAAUCUACUACUACGUCAGGAUUAGCUACAGGAGAGUCGGACUCAACCACUGAGGAAUCAGGUGCGACUACCGAGGAGUCAGGCCCAACAACUGUAGAAUCAGGUUCAACGACCGUAGAGUCAGAAUCAACGUCUGUUAAAUCAGAUUCGACACCAGUAGAAUCAGGUUCGACCACAAUAGAAUCAGACUCGACUACAGUAGAAUCAGAUUCGACAACCGAAGAAUCAGGUUCAACAACUGUAGCAUCAGGAUCGACAACUGUAAAAUCGGAAACAACAACUGAAGAAUCAGGCUCAACAACCGCUGGAUCUACAGAUUCAGAAGAAACUAAGGAAAGCACUACAGCUGGUGCUGAGACCACUACCGAAGCCGUUGAAAGUAGUUCACUUGCGGAAUCAACUGAAGGUAAAUCUACUACGGAAGAAACAAGCACGGAAGCUGUAACCAGCACACCAGAAGGAGAAACAACUGUUGAGACUACUGGAAGUAGCGUGUCUGGAUCAACUGAGGAAAGUUCUGCUGCCUCAGAAAGCGAGUCUACAGUAGAAAGUGAAUCUACUACAGUUGCUGGUGAAACAACGACAGAAAUCAGUGGAUCGUCCACAGAACAAUCUACUGCUGAGUCUAGUGAAGAUACUGCGUCAACAGAGUCACCAGUAGAGAGCUCUACUCUAUCAGAAAGCACGACUGGCUCAGAAACUUCUACGAUCUCCGAGGACAAUACUACUAUUGAAGCAGGCACUGAAGAGACAACAGGACUUUCAGGCCUUACGACAACAGAAGAACCUACGACGGGAGGAGUACUUACUACCAAAGCAUCAUGGCACGAUGUUCUCCUAACAAAAACCACGUGCAAGCCUCGUAGGAAACGCAAAUGUAAUAAGACGAAGUUCGGUUGCUGUCCUGAUAACAAGACCGCCGCUUUGGGUCCAUUCGACGAAGGCUGUAGCAAACCACGCACUUGCAAGGAUUCCACCUACGGUUGCUGUCCUGAUGGUGUGUCCCCGAAGCUUGGCGACACUGAUGAAGGCUGCCCCGUGGAGGCGUGCGCAGACACACUGUUCGGCUGCUGCCUCUCUGAUAACAAGACCGCAGCUCAAGGCAAUGACCAGGAGGGAUGCCCACCACCACCGCCAGCAUGCGCAACGGCUGAGUUUGGAUGCUGUGCUGAUAACGAGACUGAAGCCACCGGACCCGAAAAGGCAGGAUGCCCUGAAACUUCAACCACUGCAGCUGGUGCAGAAACCACAACUGAAGCUCUUGAAACGAGUGAAGGAAGCACGACCGGAGCAGACACCACGGCGGCAGGUAGCACGGAGGUCGGUAGCACCACCCUGGACCUAUGCAGUGGCUUCGAGUUCGGAUGCUGCGCUGACAACCAGACUGAAGCCAAGGGACCCGACGGUCAGGGAUGUCCAUGCAACGCUACUGAGUUUGGUUGCUGUCCUGAUGGUGUCUCUCCAGCUAAAGGAGCAGACAGUGAAGGUUGCCCGGGUCCCUGCAGUACAUCACCGCACGGUUGCUGCGAGGACAACAAGACCCCUGCUCACGGACCGAACUUCGAAGGAUGUUGCUUAUUGCACGCGUUUGGAUGCUGCCCAGACAACCGCAAGCCUGCCGAAGGACCACAUCUUGAAGGAUGUGGAUGUCAGUACUCGCUCCACGGAUGCUGCCCUGACAACGUUACCAUCGCUCAGGGAGCAGACAACCAGGGCUGCGGCUGUCAGUACACACAGCAUGGCUGCUGUCCGGACAGACACACGGCUGCCUCUGGCCCCGACAACGAAGGCUGUGGCUGCAGCACGCACCAAUUCGGUUGCUGUCCUGACGGCGUCACCAUCGCCAAGGGACCUGAACAGCAGGGCUGCCACUGCCACUACUCCUUGUACGGCUGCUGUGGAGACGGCGUUACUCCAGCGACUGGUCCUGACGCUGCAGGCUGCGACUGCUCCUCCAGUAAACAUGGUUGCUGCCCCGAUGGAACUACUGAAGCGGCUGGUCCUAAGUUCUUUGGGUGUACUGAUGUUCCUGAAAAUAAACAAGCUGCCUGCAGCUUACCCACGGACCCAGGCUCAUGUCACAACUUUACGGCGAUGUGGUACUUCGAUAUGACAUACGGAGGCUGUUCCCGUUUCUGGUACGGCGGCUGUGAGGGCAACGGUAAUCGCUUCGCCACUAAAGAGGACUGUGAGGACGUGUGUGUACAACCUUCACCUAAAGACGCAUGCAACCUUCCGAGCGUAAAGGGUGCCUGUGAUGGUAGCUACGAGCACUGGCACUACAACAGCACGCGCGAGCAGUGUGUUCCGUUCCUGUACGGAGGAUGUCUCGGCAACGCCAACAACUUCGAGACACGGGAGCUCUGCCAGAAGCAAUGCGAACCUAAAGCAGUUGAAGGGCAAUGCGACCUGCCAAUCGAGCAGGGCUCGUGUGCCGGCAACUUCAGCCGCUGGGGCUUCAACCCUGACACUCGCAGCUGCGAGCAGUUUAUAUGGGGAGGAUGUGAGGGCAACUCCAACCGGUUCAAUACUGAGGCCGCUUGUCAGAUGCGCUGCAACCCACCAGGGUCACAACCACCUCAGUGCGCAGAGCCACAGGAAGCAGGCUCUUGUGGCAAUAAGGAAGCUCUCUGGUCCUUCAGUGUGUCAGAAAACCGCUGCGUACCAUUCUACUACAGCGGCUGUGGAGGCAACAACAACCGGUUCCCGUCCAGGGAGGCUUGUGAACAGACCUGUCCUGCCGCUUACGUGCCCGAUAAAUGCACGCUGCCCGCUGAAACCGGUCAGUGCUCCAACUACAGGGAACGGUGGUUCUUUGACACCACGUUCAAGAGAUGUCGUCAGUUCUACUACGGAGGUUGUGGAGGUAACGAGAAUAACUUUGCCACCGAGGCGGAGUGUGAAAACUCGUGCUCCGAGCUUAAGACAACUACUACGACCACCACCACUACCACCACGGCUAGACCUGCGGAACCUCAGCCGGCACCACGACCCGAAGAACCAUCGAGACCUGAUAUUUGUUUCCUGGAGAUCGACGCUGGUCCUUGCACCAACAUGCAGACUCGAUUCGCGUAUGAUAGCAAGCUGGGUCGCUGUAUCACCUUCCAGUACGGAGGCUGUGCCGGCAACCAGAACAACUUCCCAGACUUGGAGUACUGCACCUUCUACUGCCACCCCAUACAGGAUAUCUGUCAACUGCCGAUGUUGUCUGGACCCUGUGACGACUCACAGAUGCGCUGGUUCUACGACCCCAGCUCUGACUCCUGCAGUCAGUUCACGUACGGAGGCUGCGAAGGCAAUGACAACAGGUUCGAGACCCGCGAGGCUUGCGAGAGCAGAUGCAAGACCGGACCGGUGCCGGCAGCCACCACACCGUCGACCACUGUCGCAGUAGGUUCAAGAUUCGGAGAGGACUUGGCAUCAGAAUGCAAGAUAACGGAGUCGCUUGAGGUGUGCCAACACGGCGGCCUGGUGUGGUACUUCGAGCCAGAUCAACGGGAGUGCGUAUCACACUCUAACCGGGAGUCUGGCGCGGUCUGCAGACACACUGGCACCUUCACAUCACAGGAGGCUUGCGAGAGGUCCUGCGGAGCUUUCAGAGGAGUUGAUGUGUGCAAACAAGCUUUGGACCCAGGUCCAUGCCAGUCGUAUGUAACGAAGGUGUACUUUGACUCGGCCACCAGUCAGUGCCGUGAGUUUAGCUACGGAGGAUGUCUGGGAGGCGCUAACCGUUUCUCCACCAUUGAAGAAUGCAAUCAAGUCUGCGAAACUGCAGUUGCUGAUCCUUGCAUACUUCCGCCUGAGCCGGGCACCUGUGGGGAGUACAUUCAGCAGUGGUACUAUGACCCAGCUCGCGACCAAUGUAACCAGUUUGCGUUCACCGGCUGCGGCGGUAAUACCAACAGAUUCGAGACCCGACGUGAUUGUGAGUCUCGCUGCAAGCGACCUGAGCCAAGCACCACUACCACAGUGGCCCCACAACCACCACCGCCACCGCAAGCAGAACCAGAAUGCAGGACCCCAACUUCACUGGAACCAUGCGGCAACAACGUGACAGUGUUCUACUAUGACGCGGAGAGGCAACGGUGCCUCGUCAGCGGCUUCGGAGGUUGUGAACAUCCAAACUCCUACAGAACGGAGGAAGAGUGUGAGAGGACCUGCGGUGCCUUCCGCGGAUUAGAUGUGUGUGGCGCUUCCCUGGACCCGGGUCCGUGCCGCGCUUCCAUCCCCAAGAUCUAUUGGGACGACUUAACUGGCUCCUGUCAACCAUACGCGUACGGCGGCUGCAAUGGUGGACCCAACCGAUUCUCCAACGUCGAGGAGUGCGAGAGUGUAUGUGGAGGCACCGGACCUGCGCCGGAGUGCCUGCAGGCGGUGGACACGGGCGAGAGCUGCGGGGUCGUGGAGGCGCGGCGCUGGCACUACAGCGUAGCGCACGUCGACUGCGUCGCGUUCGUGUACCUCGGCUGCGGCGGCAACAACAACAACUUCCGCUCCUACGAAGAGUGUGCAGACGUCUGCGGACUGUCGCGCACGACCGGCCGCGAUGAUCAGAACCAAAUACCAGUACCUGACUGCACGGCUGCCCAGCAACAGUGCGAGGCAAUUGACUGCCAAUACGGUGUCGCUGAAUUCAUGCAAGAAGGAUGUAAGAGGUGUCAAUGUAAUGACGACCCAUGCAUCAGAGCAAACUGCUCGUCUCAUGAGCGCUGCGUGGCCGUGGCCGUCAGGAACCCAGCCUACCAGGAGCCACAGUAUUCUGCUACCUGUGUUGAAGAGACUAACGAGAUAGACGACUGCGAGGAGUACGUGGCGAACUGUUCGAGACUACGCUGCGAGUACAACGUCCAGCACACGCGCUUGCCGAACGGAUGCACCAUGUGUUCUUGUGUGCAGCUCGAGACCGACUGCACGCCACUGAUUAACGAGUGCGAGACCAUCGAAUGUACAUACGGUAUUCAGAAGACUGUCGGAUCCGAUGGAUGUCAGAGGUGUAGCUGCAAAGAGUAUCCGUGUGAGAAGAAAUCGUGCCCGCCCGGCGACCGCUGCGUGGUCAUCCCAUACAACGAUGGCAUCGAUCUAGUCACGAAGUAUACCGCAGAUUGCAGGACUGUGACGAAACCUGGAUUCUGUCCGAUGGAUGAAACGACUACGAACGAGGUGAUAUGUCGCCACGAAUGUAACGACGACGCUGACUGCCGAGGAGUAGGCAAGUGCUGCAGGCGCGGCUGCAGCGACCUGUGCCUGGUGCCGGUCGAGCAGACGUCCCCGCCUACAGUCAUCAACACUACUUUGGCACCUGACGUACCAGCGCCACCACAAGCGUUGCCGCAGCAAGAGCCCCAGGUGGCAGCUUCGGAAGGUGGUAAAGCUACCCUUCGCUGUCUGUUCCACGGCAACCCUCCGCCCAAGAUCACGUGGAGACAUGGAGAGCUCACUAUCGACGGCAACGCGGGUCGCUACAGGCUGAUGUCGGACGGCGCGCUGGAGAUCGUGUCUCUAUACCGGAACGACACCGGGGUCUACAUCUGUGUGGCCGACAAUGGCCUCGGAGUGGCCACGCAGGAGAUACACCUGGUCGUCAAUGAUCCUGUGAAGGCGCCUGUUGGAAUUGCUGGAGAUGAGAAUGCCGUUGUGACCGGAGAGCUGGGCAGCCCGCUCUCAGUGCGGUGCCUGGCGUACGGAUACCCGCCGCCCACCGUAUUCUGGUACAGAGGCUAUGAUGGAACGAUGGUACCAUAUAAUGACGCCGUGUUUGAAGCGAGAGGCAAUGUGCUCCUCAUCAGAAGUCUGGCUAUCGAAACUCUUGGACAAUACACGUGCCAAGCGUACAACGGAGAAGGCAAGGCGGCAUCAUGGGUGGUCAAUGUACGCGCAUACAGACCUGACGGACUGUUCAUUGAGAAUGAGUUGUUAGUGCCGCGCGUGACAAUGGUGCCCAGGCCCAAGACACAAGCACCUACCACCGCGGAGUUAACUACUACCACGUCCACUACUGAAGCACGCAUACCUGUCUACACCGUGCCGGUGAGCGCGCACGUGUCGUCUACGUACUCCACGCUGAACGUCGGUGCAAACCUGGAGCUCACAUGCGAAGUGGAUGGGUUCCCGGCUCCAGAUGUUUAUUGGACGAAGGACAGCGUGCGUCUUCAGCACAGCGAUAGGAUUCUUAUUACUGGUAGCGAGGUGGUAUCCCGGCUGACGGUGCAGCGAGUGACAGUCUCUGACAGCGGGCUGUACGCGUGCCACGCCAGCAACCUCUACACCUCGGAAACUGACACUGCGCAGGUCAACGUGCAGCCUAAAUGCACGGACAAUCCAUUCUUCGCCAACUGCGACCUGAUCGUGCGCAGCAAGUUCUGCAGACACAAGUAUUAUUCCAAGUUCUGCUGUAAGUCGUGCGUGGAGGCAGGUCAGCUCGACCCCCAGGAUGCAGAAUUUCAAGCAGACCAGCCCUUGAAAAAGAAGAAGUAA